Molecule: messenger RNA, 1479 nt
Organism: Sinocyclocheilus anshuiensis
Lineage: Eukaryota; Metazoa; Chordata; Actinopteri; Cypriniformes; Cyprinidae
Product: E3 ubiquitin-protein ligase TRIM39-like
Exons: 2
Coding region: 1-1008 (335 amino acids)
Source: RefSeq, a predicted model, not a curated record
AUGGCUGCACAUGAAGAGCUAGAAGCCGCUCUGCCGCACACGUUGGAAAAGGCCAGAGAGGCUGCGGUCAAAGCGACACACGCGGAUCUGAGGAAAGAUGUGAGCAGCGUAUUGGAGGAGAUCGCAGAGCUGGUGAAGACCUACAGCACGACUGCUCUGAAGCUUCUGGAGGCCGAGUUGAGACCCAGAGAAGAUGCUGUUGGGAAAAGAGUGCGAAUGCUGUCAGACCUCCAGAAGCAACUGAGAACGGCCGAACUUCAAGUCAACACGUUAAUGGACGAGGCGGAUGACGCGUGUCUUAGUGACGUGGAGAACCAGGUCUCCAGCUUGACCCUGGAGCCUUUGCAGGACUCCUCCAGCGAUCUGGAGUUAUCCAGCAGUUUGAAGAAAGUCUGUGAGAAGAUCGAGCACCAAAAUACCCAACUCCGUCUCGGACUCGGAUCCGCUCAGCGGGCUCUACGCGUCGUUCUCAACCCAUCCGAGGUGACGUUCAACCCUGAAACCAUCCAUCCCAACCUGGUCUUGUCCGAAGACCUCAAAACGGUGUCUUUUAGCGCAGCCAAACAGCCGUAUCCAGCCAGAUCUCAGAGGUUUACCAGUUUCUUCCAGGCUUUGAGCUCCCAGAGCUUCGUCCGAGGAGAACAUCUCUGGGACUUCCAGGCUGAAGGCUGUGCUUGGGUUCUGGCCGUGUGUUACGGCGAACUGCCCAGAUCUGGUUCUGGAAGCGGACUGGAGAGCAGCACUGGAUCCUGGUGCCUCAUGUACUGCGAUAACCUUCUGAGGGCAUACGAGAAAGGAAAGGACACGCCGCUUAGACGCACGCCGUCUCUGAAGAGAAUGGAGAUACGCCUCAGCUUUAGCACCGGCACUUUAGCGUUUAACAGCGUCAGCGAAUUAAGUGGGGAUAAAACUCACCUGCACACUUUUAAAGUCAGCUUCGCGCAGCCGGUGUAUCUGGCUGUAAGGAUGAUGUCUGGUCAACCCAAAGCACACAUCACUGUAAACUAGUGAUUGGCCACUAGAGAAACCCACUUGCUUCUGCAUUGCUUUCACCUUAUGCAACCAACUGCUAAAAUAAUUUCUUAGACCUUAUUCAUCCAUACUUAUCCUGUUGUCACAAUGUUAUGAUGCAAUACGUCAUUAAUGUUCACUUACGCACUCAAUGCAUCUUGCUGCACUAGAUUGUCACAUGCAUUGUGUUUGCAUUAUUUAAUUGAAUCAAUAUGCAGUGUUCCUCAACUUGUGUUCGACAUUUGUUUAACUUCAAUAAUAAUAAUAGCAUGUUUGUUAAUACUUGCAUUAUUUUUUUUAAUCAAUAUGCAGUGUUCCUCAACUUAUGUGUUAGGUUUUGAGCAUGUGAAAUUUGUUUAACUUCAAUAAUACAAGACCACUUUACAUUGAAAACAAUUCUAAUUCUGUUUCUAUGCUGUGCUUUUCUUUUAACAUGUUUGUUAAUACUUGUUUCUGUCUAAAUUUAAA